UGUGUGUGAGGAAGGAGGGUAGAAGGGUGGAAGGUGAGGAAUUAGGAGUCGGUGAUAGUAUAAUUGUUUCUGGCUUGUAAUACGGGUGUCAAGGGGUGAGCGGACACAGGAUGAUGGGGUGGAGGUGGCAGGCAGGAACAGAUUUCUAACCAACGACCCGUCGGAUCGAAGUCAGCAACGCAAAGCAAGUGCGGCAUCCUCCCUCGGCGCUACUGAGCAUGCUCGCGCGCACGUCUCGGUGCGAAACCUCCGGUUUUACGUUGCGUGCUCCCUGCUACACUCCCUCCCUCCUUUUUGUUUUUACUUCCGACUUUCCCCUUCUCCCUGCUUUUCAUAUUCACUAUACGCAACUUGCCAUCCCUCCUUCCCUAUCAGAUCUUUAAAAAAAAAACUUUUCCCCCUCUCCUUCUCUCUUUCAUGACUUCCACGCACCAAAAAAAAAAAAAAAAAAAAAAUCGUAUCUUUCCUCACUCCUCCCGUUCCCUACCCCAGCUCGCACGGUCGACCCGCCUCGAGAGUAAUUUGCCGUGCUGUCGCGCACACACACACAGAGUGGCGAGCGGCGAUGUAAGGUAGGCAUCGGAUCCGAUCCUAAACGCAUGCAGCAGUCGGAAGCUGGCAUCCUGAGUGAGGAAGAAAGACAGAGCGGGGGAGUGCAGCACGCAGCGUAACGGCCACUUUAGUCCCCGCCGAGAAUUCAAGGACCACCUUUCUUCCUCCGGCGCACCACAACCUCACAACGACAUCGACAAUCGAAGUGUUGGCCUGCAGCGUCGUGCAGCAUCGUGUCCGUUGUUCUCUCUUUCAUCCCCUGGAGGGGUUUCUCAGGACAUCACCACUCUACUCCCUCACCUUUCCCUCCGAGUGCUUGCGUCUGGCCGUCAACUUCAUCAACCUAGGGAUCUCCAUAUGUGCUGGCACCUGGCCCACCUGUGGAGUGUUGUGGCUGAAGCAUCUGUGGAAUUCAGUGGAUCGUCAUUUUGUUUUACCUGGAGGGGGAGUGAAGACCAAGUCUUCUAAGAACAAAUUCCUCCCAAUGGACCUGCUACGCCGAACCCUUGUCACCCAGAUCCUGCUGCUACACGUAGUCUGGUGCCACCCGAACUUCCAGACUCUCAUCCCCAACGGCAAUCGGGUGCCGCACCCCUGCGUGGAGGGACAGACGUGGCUAGGAGUGGGUCACAAGUACCCGGCAGGAGGGGGAGUCAGAAACAUGUUCGGGAUGGACUUCUCCAAGUUCGGCGCGACCUGGAACACGAAGAUCUGCCGAGCGGACUCGGAUGGGGAUGGACGAACGAACGGGGAGGAGCUAGGUGACCCUGACUGCACCUGGAGACCUGGCAAAUCUCCUUUCAGGAUCACCAACAUCACGCAUCCAGGUGUCUGCGAGCCCGUCGAUUUACCAAUAUGUCGGCAGAAAAACAGCUGGCUGAAGUGCAUGCCGGGAAAUUUUGAAUGUGAAGCAUUUAAAGAUAAAGACCUGCAGAACCUGACGCUGCGGUUGCCGCCCACGCACGUGCCUCCCCACGAGACGACCUACUCGUGCAUGCUCUUCCGCUUGCACGACGACACCAGCCGCCACCUGGUGGCCGCACAGCCCCUCCUCAACAACACCAGCACUGUGCACCACAUGCUUCUCUUCGGCUGCCGAGAUGAUGGGACCCUUCAAGACUCGAAGGAGCCUUACCAGUGCGAGAUGGUCCCUCACGUUCUGUGCCAAGAGGUCAUCGUUGCCUGGACUAUCGGUAUCCAAGGUGACUGCAUUCAUCAAGAGGCUGGUUUCCGUCUGGGCAAGAACGGAUAUAAAGUCGUGGCAUUGCAAGUUCACUGGAAUAAUCCACAGAAAUCCUCUGCAUUGAUGGACAGCUCUGGGUUAAUUAUUCACAUAACCCCGAACCUGCGUCGUUACGACGCUGGCAUCCUGGUCUUUGGUCACCUGUACCUGCAGGUGGACCCUGUUUCCACGAACGAUGGCGAUGACGACGAUGGCAAGAUGAGGAAGGGAGGCAGCGGAGAUGCGACAAGGGCUUACGUCAACACAACGAAAUCCCUGCAGACGUACACGUCUACCUGUCCCCGCCACUGCCUCACCGCCAUGUUCCCGUCCAGCAUCCGCAUCACCCAAGCCAUCAACCACAUGCACCACCUCGGUAAAUCGCAGCGCAUGGAGCUACUGAGAAAUGGCACCCUCGUUCGAGACCUGGCAGUUGACCUCACCUAUGACUACGACAGCCCUGUGGUACACAGGUUGGAUCCCCCUGUAGAGCUCCACCCGGGAGACGAGAUCCGAACCACUUGCGUCUUUCGACGACCCACUUCCGGUUCGCCAGUUUGCUACGGGGACGGCACCUCCGAUGAGAUGUGCUUCGGCUUUCUGACUUACUUCCCCUUGCAGUCGACUUUGGUGCAGCCGUGGUGCACCUCGCGGCGCUCGCUCAUCUCAUGCGAGAGAACUCUGCCCGACUUCUGGGAUAACCCCAUCCAAGGAUGUCGCUGGAAGGACUUUAUCCGACCGCCCAGCAAGGAAGCCAUCAGCAUAGUGAAAACCGUCCUGCAAGCCUGUUACCCGGACAAGCAGCUCCGGUGCUCGCAAAAGUGUCGCGAGAAGCUGCAGGAGACGAAAAAACACCCCUGCUUCGUCGGCGACAUUGGCUACUACAUCGUCAGCAAGAUCAGGGGGGUGGGACCCGAUGGAGUGGGGUUCGCGGACGCCUGGUUCACGUGCAACUGUGAAGAGAAGUUCGACUACUGCGAGCGGGCUUCGCCAGGAGGGAAGGAAGUGCUGGGCACCCGACAAGCAAAACGGUGCGUUGCGGAUGACGAGGGGGAACCCAAACCUACCUCCGACUCCAGAACAAGUUCCGGUGCCAGCAGAAUUGGUACAGACUCUCAAAUGGCGCUGACGCAGGAGCUAACCUGCCUAGUGACCUUGUUAAUGAGCGUGUUGACAAUGAGAAGUGGAGCAGCUGUUUUGUAGUAUCUUUAUUUUUUAUAUUUAUUUAAUUCUUAAUUUUUACAGUUUAUAUAAGAGUGAGUGUGAGAGCGUCACAUGUGUGUGUGUGUAUGAUAAAUGUCAAUGUUCUUGUAAGUCGAUGCAUAUGAGCUGACAUCACAACUUUUAGUCCUUCUGAGCUGCCAUCGACAUCUUCAUUGAUUUCAAAGAACUUCAGACAAAAAUGUCUCGCCACAGUUCCUUCGCUGAUGCUGACUAAUGUUUGAUGGCGCAUUUCAGCAACGAUCAAGUUAAGAAUACAUUAACUUGUCACUUUGUUCGUUCACUGAUUCAUUCGGCUAUUCUUGCACUGAAUGUGGUGGACGUUAUUCGGGUGGAUUCGGAGAGGAGGUAGAAAUAAGAAUAAGCAAAAAACAACAAUAACAAAAAACAGUGAUCUUAAGCUCUUGUUUUCUUGAGUAUUGUAAUGCAGGUAAGACAGACGCGCUGUUGUUUUCAACCAAUUCUGAGUGGCACCUGUUAGAUUCCCUUUAUUGCUAAUCGCAAUUAUUGUGUUCCACCAUUAAGAAAGCUUAACUCUUGGUUUGAGGUUAUCUUUCGGGGCACAAAGUGAUUUAUUGGAUAGUGUUGGUCAUGACCUCGUUCAUACAAACAUGCAGGCUGGCACGCAUGGUGCAUUCACGCAUACAAACAUAAUACAAAAAAUGUAUGCAUAAAAGCAUUUUUGUGUUCGCCUUUCUCUCAUAUACUCUGAUUUAAAACUAAUGGACAGACCAUAAACAAGCUGUAACAGAACUUCCUGAAGCCACUAUGGAGCCAUCUUACAAUAAUAAUAAUAACCUCUAAUAACACAGUUUAUUUCGAAUUUAUAUCGUGCUAUAUCCACUUUACAAAACAAGAAUUCUUAAUGUCGUCUAAACCAGCAUGGAACACGAACAGAUUGUCACUUACUUCAUCAAUUUUGAAAUCAAAGAACUAAAGCAGUUCAGUGGAGGGAGGAUGCAUGCAAUUACAUUUAAUAAAAAUCCGAAAAUACAGUGGCAGGUAUUCCAAAUGCCGAGACCACGAACUUGUAUUACACAUCCGUGCUGAAAGCAUUGCCUUACGAGUAACAAUAUGGCGCCGUGAUGGCUUCAAGCAGAGCCAGCCAGUUUGAAAUCCGUGGUUUAGUAAAACUCAGUAUCUCGUUAAAUGCGUCAGUUCUCUCCUCCCCCCCCCCCCCAAAAAAAAAAAAAAAGCAUCAGUAUCGCCUCUCACCUGCUCUAGUCCAGAAAUGUGUUACCGCCUUUACUACUCCGCCCGUCGUGUCGCCGACCGCUGUUGACAGCUGCAGUUUCUAUUCACUGUGAUACGGAGAACCCAAACCAGAAUAUGGCAGACAGGUCUAGGUAAAUACUUUCUGUUGGUUACGUAGUUUUGCUUGAACUUCAAGGGAGAAGAGAUCUGGCUUUUUUCCCCUUCAACAAGUUCCUUCAGAAGACAAAGAAAUCGCACAAGUGUUUAGAGACUGCUUAAGACAGGCUUCGGUCGGUUACUUUUGUGACUUUCUUGCGAAGAUCUAAAGAGAUAUUCUAGGUGCUAGGAUACUUGUUUGAGUUGUUUCUGCUGGAAUAUUUGUUUCUCUUAGAGAGCAGCUUGUGUUUAAAAUCUCUUCAAAAUCAAACAAUGCGUGCUGUGCUUAGAUUUGAACGUGCUGGGUUGCGGUUACAUUCAAGACUAUGUCUUCCACUACUCCUUAGUAUUAUUAUUAUUGUUGGCUGGAUGAUAUGUAUGCAAUCUGCUGUUUACUUUCUGUUCUUACAAUUUAUCACUCUUUGAAGUAGUUUCAUGGCCGCCGUAACAUUCCUUUCGGCUUUCAACCAACAAGAUUAAGAGCUGAGAUUUGACCAUACCAAAGGUAGAGAGCAUUUAUACUAGUUUCGCUUGCUCGAAAUUCUUCAGACACAUAUUUGUUUCAGUUUAGAAUAUCAACAUCGAUGUUUUGAGGUAUUUUCUUUUUUUUUUUUUUUUCAUGUUUCCUCCUUUUCACCUACCCACACCCCACUUACCACUGUUUACUUUUUUUUUUUUUUAAAUUUUGGUGGAAUACUCGAGUAUCUCAUCUGUAUGGCAUGCCUUCACAAUCCUACAUGCUAUAAUAUGUUUGAGACUGACGUGUGAAAGUAUAUGCAUGGGGAAAGCUUUUUUUUUCCCCCUUUGUCAUUAAUAAUGCUUCAAGAUGCAAUCAAAUGUGAACGAACAAGUAUUUCGUUGUUGUAUCAUUUAGCGUACCUUGAUUGGUUACUAAGGUUUUGAGACUUCUAGUGUCCUUUGUCUGUGCCACUUUAGAAACAAAGAGCAAAACGAAAAAAAGUCAUUGGUCAAAAACUUGUCAAUAUUUUUCAGUGCAAAGACAAAAUAUGGUUGCCUCCAAACUGGACACUGCCUAUUCAAUUCAAUGACUAUAUAUAUAUAUACGUUUCUAUCAUAAACUGAACCAUUUAGGACAUAUUCGACAUAUCCGUCGUAAAAAGCAAUACUGUCUUUUGAUGUAAACAUAACCGAGUCAAAAAAUAACUUUCUAGUCAUUACGAAUUGCUAACAGACAGCGGGCGGCCGAGAGCAUCUAUGAACAAGGGACUUGGCGUUAAAGAAAACACGGUCAUCUGUUGAGUGGUUUCCAUCGAAAACCGCUGUGAAACCCUGCUGCUUGCUUUAUUCUUUCACGCCAAGUGUAGCCACAUGACGUCUGUACAAGAGGGGAUAAAUGGCACUCUUUUCCACUUCUGCUGCCGGUUGUGUCUGACAGCCAAAAAUAUGAUUAUAUCGCUCAAAGGGCAGCAAACCUUAAUAUUUUGUCAUUUUUUCAUUUUAAUAGGAAAUAAACCAUAUAUCUAUGUUCGAAUAAGAUAUUCAGACUUGGCGAUAUUCAGAGACUGGUCUACUUUUAAAAAAAAACAAAUCUUUGCUGACUUCAUGAAGAGGAUAUUUGAUGAACUUUACAACUCUAGCUUAGGCCCACAAAACUAAUGUGAAGCAAGCACACAAGACCAGAUGUUAUGGUUAAACCUUCACAAGACUAAAGAAUUCACGUAGACAAGGAAACAAAUUCGAAAGCCUGUUCCACCUACGUCCCGCUAGUCAUAAAUGGCGUCUGCAUCGCCGAAUCGAUGCUCUGACCCUAAACCUAAGCACUAACGAUAUGACAUCGCUUUUUAUAGCACCGCCCAGCACACUAUAGAAGUCUGUACCGCCUAGUAUUCGCUUUUUUGCACGUGUCCAUUGACGUAUGUAACUUCUUUCAGGUUUCAGAGUUCAGGGAAUCUCUUUGGUCCGUCCUUAAUGUUUCCUAAAAGCGCACUUCGUUGUUAUAGCCCCGGUAAGUCAAACUUGUUCCAAUGUGUCUUCCUGCUCUGUCCACAUAAACUUCAAGUUAGAAAUGCACGUUCUUGGCUUGCAAACCCCACAGUGUAUAACCCCAGAAAAGCGUACUUGGAUUUAUUUUCAAUAGAGCCGCCUAGAUAAUGUAAAUAUUACUUAUGCGCACUAUUUUCCUGCCUGAGCUUGUAGGUAGUAAUUUUGAUGUGUACCGUGUUUGGUGUAGGCGUUAUUUAGUUGGCUGUUUGCUGACACAGUCAGGUUGUCGGAAUAUUCUGUAUGUGAAGAACGACAAUGUAUCACGUUUUGUGGUGCAUCACAUGUAAAGUGUAUCUGCUGCAGAUCUUUUUAGGGCUAUCACAUACUGUACUUUGCAUUUUAUAUGUGAAAUGUAUAUAUUCUUAAAACAUGAGCUUCAGUAGUGAAUCAUUCUCGCAGGUGAAGCCAUAGGAUCACUAAUUAUAAACAGAUUAUGAUGUAGCUGCCAUUUUAUUCGGAGAGGGGGGGGGGCCGAAAGCGGCGUUUGUCGCAGUCUUUCUUUUCUAACAUUUGUUUCUCCUUCCCACCUUAGAUUCAUAGAAACUGCGAAAGCUGUUCACCAUACCUAUGCUCACAUGAUAAUAGAUUGUGUUUAUUAUUAUGCUCAUCGCUGUACGAAUCAAAAUCAGAUAAAAGAUUAUUCUCAUUACUUUCUGUGUUGUUUUUCCCUUGAAUAAUAAAGACCAAAUCUUUACAUCAAAA
Molecule: messenger RNA, 7051 nt
Organism: Pomacea canaliculata
Lineage: Eukaryota; Metazoa; Mollusca; Gastropoda; Architaenioglossa; Ampullariidae
Exons: 11
Coding region: 1037-2977 (646 amino acids)
Molecular function (GO): copper ion binding; dopamine beta-monooxygenase activity
Source: RefSeq, a predicted model, not a curated record